Gorilla gorilla gorilla (western lowland gorilla) is the source of this 1726-nucleotide messenger RNA. RefSeq names its product retinoic acid early transcript 1G (gene RAET1G). The coding region runs from base 1 to 1134 and encodes 377 amino acids. Gene Ontology annotation, cellular component: external side of plasma membrane. NCBI's taxonomy places the organism in Eukaryota, Metazoa, Chordata, Mammalia, Primates, Hominidae. Gene Ontology annotation, biological process: immune response; positive regulation of T cell mediated cytotoxicity; antigen processing and presentation of endogenous peptide antigen via MHC class I via ER pathway, TAP-independent. The transcript is spliced from 6 exons. The record is from RefSeq and is a predicted model, not a curated record.
AUGGGACUAGGCUUGGGUCUGCGCACAGGACGGUGGGUGGGGGGCACUCUGCAACGCAGGGAGAGGGAAGGCGGGUGUCGCAGGUACAGACGAGGACAGGGAGACCCUGUCGCGGCUGAACACUUCUGUGCAUUUUCUUCACCUUUCUGUGCAUCGGGCUGCAUUCAGACAGCCUGCCAGCCGCCAGGUGAUCCACGGGCUGGGCUUCGCUUCUGCUGUCCCCUGCGAUCCAACUCCCCAGUGGCAGCGGCCGCCAGCCCCGCGUUCCUUCUACGCCUCCCGCUUCUGCUCCUGCUGUCCAGCUGGUGCAGGACCUGGCUGGCCGACCCUCACUCUCUUUGCUAUGACAUCACCGUCAUCCCUGAGUUCAGACCUGGACCACGGUGGUGUGCGGUUCAAGGCCAGGUGGAUAAAAAGACUUUUCUUCACUAUGAUUGUGGCAACAAGAGAGUCAUACCCAUCAGUCACCUGGGGAAGAAACUAAAUGUCACAAAGGCCUGGAAAGCACAGAACCCAGUACUGAGAGAGGUGGUAGACAUGCUCACAGAGCAACUACUUGACAUUCAGCUGGAGAAUUACAUACCCAGAGAACCCCUCACCCUGCAGGCCAGGAUGUCUUGUGAGCAGAAAGCCGAAGGACACAGCAGCGGAUCUUGGCAGUUCAGUUUCGAUGGACAGAUCUUCCUCCUCUUUGACUCAGAGAAGAGAAUGUGGACAACGGUUCAUCCUGGAGCCAGAAAGAUGAAAGAAAUGUGGGAGAAUGACAAGGAUGUGGCCAUGUCCUUCCAUUACAUCUCAAUGGGAGACUGCACAGGAUGGCUUGAGGACUUCUUGAUGGGCAUGGACAGCACCCUGGAGCCAAGUGCAGGAGCACCACCCACCAUGUCCUCAGGCACAGCCCAACCCAGGGCCACGGCCACCACCCUCAUCCUUUGCUGCCUCCUCAUCAUGUGUCUCCUCAUGUGCCCCAGGCACAGUCUGACCCAAAGCCAUGGCCACCACCCUCAGUCCCUGCAGCCUCCUCCUCAUCCUCCCCUGCUUCAUCCUACCUGGCUGCUGAGGAGAGUCCUUUGGAGUGACAGGAAAAACCAGGCCAUGCAGAGACAGGAGCUGAAGGGACAUGGUGAGAAGUGACCAGAAGACAAGAGUGUGAGCCCUCUGUCAUGCCCAGACAGGGCCAGUAGUGGGCUCCUCGGUCUAGCGGUAGCGCCAGUGCCUGGGAAGGCACCUGUUACUUAGCAGACCGGGAAAAGGAGUUUCCCUUUCCCCAGGUGAGUUAGAGAAGACUCUGCUCCACCACCUCUUGUGGAAGGCCUGACAUCAGUCAAGCCUGCCCGCAGCCAUCCGGAGGCCUAAACGUCUCCCUGUGAUGCUGUGCUUCAGGGUCACGCUCCUGGUCCACUUUCAUGUUCCGCCCUGUACACCUGGCUCCGCCUUCUAGAUAGUGGUAGCAGAAUUAGUGAAAGUAUUGAAGUCCGAGAAAUACAUAGAAGAAACAAUGACGUAAGCUGUCCUCUCUCUCUCCGCCUCAGCUACCAAAUAGCGAAGCACCCCUUGUCUGGUGGACACGUGACCCGCGUGACUUUACCUAUCAUUGGAGACGACUCACACUCCUUACCCUGUCCUCUUGCCUUGUAUACAAUAAAUAACAGCGCAGCCAGGUAUUCGGAGCCACUACAGUCUCCAUAUCUUGAUGGUUCCCUGGGCCCAGCUGUCUUUUCUUCCG